AUGGACGAAGAGGAAGGAUAUCUGCUCUCCCCAGCUCCAACUUGUGGCAGGUCUCGUCUACCCUACAACUACCCAACAUCCGAGUCGUCAAGUACCACCCGCCGCUCCUUAGUCGAUGGCGAGGAUCCCUUGCGCCACUCAUUCUCAGCCGGUCAACAGCCACAGACCAGCAAGUCAUCUUACUCACUCUCUUCGAUUGAUGUUGACGAGACGCUUUCAUCGCAUUCUACUAAGGCGACAACGGUCAAGCCAGGACCCAGGGUACGUACCUGGAAUCCUGCCACAUGGUUCCGACGAGUCGACCCAUCGAAACUCGCAGGUUGGAGAUUCGGCGCCCUUUUAGGAUUCGUCCUGUGUGCCGUCAUCCUGGUUUGUAAUCUUGUUCUCCUCGCCGUCGGAUGGUCCAGGGCCAGUAGGACGAGGGGCAUGGGCAUUGUCUCUAGUGGCAGCGCCACCAAAGUCGCCUGGCUGGGAACCUUCUCCCAUAUUCUCAUCAACGUUUUCAGCACCGCUCUACUUUCAGCAAGCAACUAUUGCAUGCAGGUUAUAACAGCACCUACACGGGAGCAGGCGGAUGCGGCGCACCAUGACGGAGGAUUUGUCGACAUUGGUGUCCUGACUCGCUCCCUCUCCAUCUAUUGUGGGCCGACCUUUGUUCCGAUAUACCUUGGAGUUCCACAUGAACUGACCAGCAGCAGCUACAACUCGGCCGUGUCUGACGUUCUGGGUGGCCGAGCAUUCACUGUCACCACAGUUGCCAACACCAGCCUGCCUACAUUUCUUGCGAACCACGACCAUAGUGCCUAUCAAUCUAUCUCUAAUGAGCAAUGGGCUGUAGCAUACAGCACAAACCCUGUCACCCAGUGGGGCAAUCUCUAUCUUUUCGUCGAUGCCUACUCCUUCGGCAUCAAUUAUGACUUGGAAACGGCUACGACCUGGCUCGAAAAAGCAUCAGUGAAGCCCCCUAGCCACUUCGGUCCAAGCAGCCAAUUGAUCGUGCCACUGACGCACUAUGCUCGUGAAAAUGCGUCCAUGUUCCCCCAUGUGUCUCUGCCAGAGCCGUACUCGCCUAACUUUCAGAAUUUGUCGGGCUUCACACGGUCAGCCACAUACACUCUCGCGGAUACGGGUUGGCUUUAUUAUGACGACGUGACUCUGCAUGUCCAGACUGCCAUUGCAGAACACGUCUUCGACUCGAGCAAGGUCGAGAUUUCCCUUAUCUUUAUAGGGAUUGUAGUGUUUUGCAACGUUGCCAAGGUUUGCGCCAUGGGCAUUCUUGUGAAGCGAUGGCGGGCGCAGCCUCUUGUGACUGUGGGCGAUGGGAUAGCGUCCUUCUUGGAUCGACCGGACUCCACAACGAUCGGCUGUUGUGUCGCGACGAAGAAGGAAAUCCUGCAGCGUAUGCGGAGCAAAUCAAUGAAAGCAGCGGACCCCGGUGGCGUCGAAUUGGUCUGGUCGUCAACGAAGUUCCAGCUAAGAAAGUCCAUGAGUCGACGAUGUGCGAGUGUUUUCCUGGGCAUUCUACUAACACUUUGGUGGACGACCUUCGCCUGCUUGAUAGCCGCUUUCUUGAGAAAACAAAGCGGAGGACUUUGGCAUUGGGGUACAGCUUCGGAGCUGACUCUCGACGCCACAUCGUCCAGUUUCGAUCUCAAAAGCAUCAUGAUCAACACAUGGCUGGCAAACUCACCUCAAGUUCUCCUUUCGGCAUCCUACUUUUACACCAACAGCCUGCUGACGACCAUGUACUCUGCUCACGAAUGGAACGAGUACGGCGCUCACCGCAAGAGUCUCCGCGUCUCGACACCCGAGGGACGACAACGAAGCCAGCACUUCCUCCAACUGCCGUAUCGUAUUGCAGUUCCUCUGACAGUCUAUUCGGGAGUCCUGCACUGGCUUCUUUCGCAAAGCUUGUUCCUCCGACGAAUCGAGUUCCGCGACGAGGCCGGUGCCAUCAUGGUCGAUUCAUCCCUGUGUACCUGCGGCUACUCACCGCUUAGCCUGCUGAUAUUUGCUAUUGUGCUUUUCACCGGCUCCAUUGUCGUCUACGUCACUUGUUUCUUGACCUUCAAGCAGAGACUUCCGUUCGGCGCCAACUGCAGUCUCAUCAUCAGUGCAGCAUGUCAUCCCCCACCAGACGACGUCGACGCUCAUCUCAAAGCUGUACAGUGGGGGGUGGUGCAAAACCGGUUCUCUUCUGGCGAGCGAGCUAUUCGCCACUGCACAUUUACCAGCGAGGAAGUGACGCCGCCAGAAGAUGGAAAAAUCUUCGCAACGACGACCCCGCUCCUCACGCCCCUGAAUGUGACGCUGGUGAUCCUGAUCCUCACGCUCCUGUACCUGCGGCUGCGGCCACAAUCGACCCCGUCCCUACCCCCGGGCCCGCAACCGAUCGUCUUCCAGACCUUCACGCCGCGCACUCUGCUCAAGAACAACGGCACCGCCAACAACCCGGUCUACCUGGCCGUGCGGGGCAAGGUGUACGACGUCUCGUCGGGCCGCAACUUCUACGGGCCCGGCGGGCCGUACGAGAACUUUGCCGGGCGCGACGCCACGAGGGGCCUGGCCUGCCAGAGCUUCGACGAGGACAUGUUGACAAAGGACCUCGAUGGGCCAUUGGAUCCCUGUGACGACCUCACGCCCGAGCAGCUGGACAAUUUGAACGGGUGGAUCGAGAGGUUUGAUGAGAAGCUCAAAAGCUCUAAACGUACAGUCUCAUAA
This is a messenger RNA of Fonsecaea nubica, 2721 nucleotides long. RefSeq lists its product as hypothetical. The coding region runs from base 1 to 2721 and encodes 906 amino acids. Lineage: Eukaryota; Fungi; Ascomycota; Eurotiomycetes; Chaetothyriales; Herpotrichiellaceae. The transcript is spliced from 5 exons. The record is from RefSeq and is a predicted model, not a curated record.